Loxodonta africana (African savanna elephant) is the source of this 4877-nucleotide messenger RNA. It is a transcript of the gene ULK1, whose product is annotated as unc-51 like autophagy activating kinase 1. NCBI's taxonomy places the organism in Eukaryota, Metazoa, Chordata, Mammalia, Proboscidea, Elephantidae. The record is from RefSeq and is a predicted model, not a curated record. Gene Ontology annotation, cellular component: cytosol; cytoplasm; phagophore assembly site membrane. The transcript has 28 exons. Gene Ontology annotation, biological process: response to starvation; piecemeal microautophagy of the nucleus; peptidyl-serine phosphorylation. Gene Ontology annotation, molecular function: ATP binding; protein serine/threonine kinase activity. The coding region runs from base 50 to 3256 and encodes 1068 amino acids.
CCGGCCCGGCCCGCGCCCCCGCCCGCUGUGCCCCGGCCCGGCCCGCGCCAUGGAGCCCGGGCGCGGUGGCAUGGAGACCGUGGGCAAGUUCGAGUUCUCCCGCAAGGACCUGAUCGGGCACGGGGCCUUCGCCGUGGUCUUCAAGGGCCGCCACCGGGAGAAGCACGACCUGGAGGUGGCCGUCAAAUGCAUCAACAAGAAGAACCUGGCCAAGUCGCAGACGCUGCUAGGGAAGGAGAUCAAGAUCCUCAAGGAAUUGAAACACGAAAACAUUGUGGCUUUGUACGACUUCCAGGAAAUGGCCAAUUCCGUCUACCUGGUCAUGGAGUACUGCAACGGGGGAGACCUGGCUGAUUACCUGCACACCAUGCGCACGCUCAGCGAGGACACCAUCCGGCUCUUCCUGCAGCAGAUUGCGGGCGCCAUGCGGCUCCUGCACAGCAAGGACAUCAUCCACCGCGACCUGAAGCCGCAGAACAUCUUGUUGUCCAACCCUGGCGGGCGCCGCGCCAACCCCAACAACAUCCGUGUCAAGAUUGCCGACUUCGGGUUCGCACGGUACCUGCAGAGCAACAUGAUGGCGGCCACACUGUGCGGCUCCCCCAUGUACAUGGCUCCUGAGGUCAUCAUGUCCCAGCACUACGACGGCAAGGCAGACCUGUGGAGCAUCGGCACCAUCGUUUACCAGUGUCUGACGGGGAAGGCGCCCUUCCAGGCCAGCAGCCCCCAGGACCUCCGCCUCUUCUAUGAGAAGAACAAGACAUUGAUCCCCAGCAUACCCCGGGAGACCUCGGCCCCCCUGAGACAGCUGCUUCUGGCGCUUCUGCAGCGGAACCACAAAGACCGCAUGGACUUCGAUGAGUUUUUCCAUCACCCAUUCCUCGAUGCCAGUGCCUCCAUCAAGAAGUCCCCCCCAGUGCCCGUGCCCUCAUACCCCAGCUCCGGCUCCGGCAGCAGCUCCAGCAGCAGCUCCACCUCGCACCUGGCCUCCCCACCGUCCCUUGGGGAGAUACAGCAGCUGCAGAAGACGCUGACCUCGCCAGCCGAUGCCGCUGCCUUCCUGCAAGGCUCCCGGGACUCGGGCGGCAGCAGCAAGGACUCAUCCUGUGACACCGAUGACUUUGUCAUGGUCCCAGCCCAGUUCCCAGGUGAUCUGGGGGCUGAGGCUGCCAGUGCCAAGCCCCUGCCAGACAGCCUGCUGUGCAGCGGGAGCUCACUGGUGGCCUCUGCUGGCCUGGAGAGCCACGGCCGGACCCCGUCCCCGUCCCCACCUUACAGCGGCUCACCCAGCCCCUCAGGCCGGGCCGGCCCCUCCAGCAGCAGGUAUGGUGUGUCCGUCCCCAUCCCGGUCCCCACACAGGUGCACAACUACCAGCGCAUCGAGCAGAACCUGCAGCUGCCUGCCCAGUACAUGGCGCCCCGGCCCAGGCACCACUCACUGCCGGCUCACCCACCUGCCCGCAGGUCCACUGCCAUCCGCAGGUCAGACAGCACCAGCCCCCUGGGCUUCACCCGGGCCAGCCCCUCGCCUCCAUCCCAUGCUGAGCAUGGAGCCGCCCUGGCCAGGAGGUUCUCCCUGGGUGGGGCCCGGCCCUAUACACCUUCACCCCAAGUUGGAACCAUUCCCGAGGGGCCGGGCUUGAGCGGGGCGCCCUCUCCUCAAGGAGCUGAGACUCGAGGCGGCAAGUUCCCGAGGCCAGGCUCCUCUGUACCUGAGCACUCGCCCCGUGCCGCUGGGCUGGGCUGCCGCCUGCACAGCGCCCCCAACCUCUCGGACCUGCAUGUCGUGUGCCCCAAGCUGCCCAAGCCCCCCACAGACCCGCUCGGGACUGCGUUUGGCCCCCCGCAGGCCAGCCCCCCGCUGUCAGCCUGCCGGCCCCUGCGUGGCUCACCCAAGCUCCCUGACUUCCUGCAGCGGAGCCCCCUACCCCCCAUCCUGGGCUCCCCCACCAAGGCCAGCCCCUCGUUUGACUUCCCCAAGACACCCAGCUCACAGAACCUGCUGGCCCUCCUGGCCCGGCAGGGUGUGAUGGUGGCACCCCCCCGGAACCGUACACUGCCCGACCUCACGGAUGGGGGCCCCUACCAGGCACAGCCGCUGGGCCCCGGGCUGCGGCCCCCUGAGGAGGCCAAGGGUCCCUUCGGCAGGUCCCUGAGCACUGGCCGCCUCACUGACCUUCUUCUGAAGGCGGCCUUCGGCACCCAGGCCCCGGACUCAGGCAGCACCGACAGCCUGCAGGAGAAGCCCAUGGAGAUUGCGCCCUCCACUGGCUUUGGAGGGAACCUGCACUCUGGGGCCCGUGCUGGGGGUGCCAGCAGCCCUUCCCCUGUGGUGUUCACCGUGGGCUCCCCCCCCAGCGGGACCACACCACCGCAGGGCCCCCGUACCCGCAUGUUCUCAGCAGCGUCUCCCACAGUGGGCUCUUCGGGCUCCCUCAGCUCUGCUGGCUCCUCCUCUGGUCGCCACCUGCUGCCUGGGGCCUGCAACGAGGCCGCUGCCCCGGAGCCUCCUGCCCCAGGACACUGUUACAGCUACGUCGACCCCAUUGCCGCCAACCUAGAGGGGGUUGUGACCUUUGAGGCCCCCGACCUGCCUGAGGAGACCCUCAUGGAGCAAGAGCACACGGAGACCCUGCACGGCCUGCGCUUCACGCUAGCCUUCGUCCAGCAUGUGCUGGAGAUCGCUGCCCUGAAGGGCAGUGCUGGCGAGGUGGCUGGCAGCCCCGACUACCAGCUGCAAGAGAGCCUGGUGGCCGACCAGAUCAGCCUGCUGAGCCGCGAGUGGAGCUUUGCAGAGCAGCUGGUGCUGUACCUGAAGGUGGCAGAGCUGCUGUCUGCAGGGCUGCAGACAGCCAUCGACCAGAUCCGGGCCGGCAAGCUCUGCCUGUCGUCCACUGUGAAGCAGGUGGUGCGGAAGCUGAACGAGCUGUACAAGUCCAGCGUGGUGUCCUGCCAAGACCUGAGCCUGCGGCUGCAGCGGUUUUUCCUAGAUAAGCAACGGCUCAUGGACCGUGUUCACAGCAUCACGGCGGAGAGACUCAUCUUCAGCCACGCUGUGCAGACGGUGCAGUCUGCAGCACUGGACGAGAUGUUUCACCGCCGUGAGGACUGUGUGCAGCGCUACCACAAGGCCCUGCUGCUCAUGGAGGGGCUGCAGCAGAUCCUUGUGGACCAGGCGGACGUGGAGAACAUCGCCAAGUGCAAGCUGUGCAUCGAGCGAAGGCUCUCGGCCCUGCUGACCGGCCUCUGUGCCUGACCCCAAGCCCCAUGCUCCAAGGCACUUGGCGCUAAGGUGUGGAUGCUGGCCAGACUGGUCUGGAUGAGCCUGUGGGGCUUCACUACAGGGGACCGGGUGGAGGAGCCGGAGCUGGGGACUGGAUGCACCCGCGCUGCCUGCCCCACCCGCCGUCCAGGUCCAGGCUGCUGCUGAGUCCCAACAGGCAGUCAGUCCAGAGACUGGUGGAGCUCCCGGCCCAGAAUCCUAGAACUCCUGCUGCCCACUGCAGGCACGGGCACGGGCACGGGCACGUUCCUCGAAGCCAGUGUCCUGCCUGCCCCGCGUGUGCAGUGAAAGGUGGCCGGCAGGGCAGUGCAAGAACCCAGGGUGUGCCUGCCUGCUGCCAAGCAAGGUCCCACAAGGCCCUGGAUACAGCGCUGCCGACUCGAAGCCAAAGCUGCUGUCCUGGGCACCUGGCGGGCCACCCCUAGCUCCACUCCUUCUCUGGGACCCCCGAAAUCCUACCAGCUUUGUAACCCACGAGCACUUUAUGCAGAUAGAGGCUAGGGACAGAAGGGACCGCUGGAGUGCGGCCUCUGUUCCUGGUGUUGCACUACAGGUCUGUGUACAUACCCAUAUACAUACGUAUACAUAUAAAUAGUCUGUGUGUGUGCGCGUGCGCAUGUGUCCGACUGCACUAUGGCUGGGAUUUGCCGGCAGGCCGCCAGUGUGGAACCCCGCCUUUCCAGAGGAAAGAUGCAGUCGUGUAGCCCAUGUUCUUUGAGGACAGACAGUAUGAAGCGCCGUGCUCUCGAGGCCCAGGACUGGCGUCACCACCUCUCAUGCUUCAGUCUGAAGCCCGUUUUGUUUUCCUGCAGUUUCUUUGUUUGUUGCUUUAAUUUUUUAAAGAAGAAAACGUGUAGGUGUUCAGGAAUGUUUGGGGCGGGUGGGGGCAGGACAGGGCAGGGGCUCUGCUUUGUUACUGUUAGACACUGGGUAUGUCUACCUGUCCCCCCAUAUGUCUAGCAGCCCUGCCCUGGCCAGCGCCCACCCCCUGAACGUAGGGGCAGGGGAGGGUGUAUGUUUGUGACUGGAAGACAUGCGUGAAAGGCCUCCCUGUCCAGCUCUGACAGCAAGUGCUGAUGUCCCAGGAGUCCUGUCCCUCUGGCUGGGCCUGGUUCUGGGGCCAGGGACCUUGGCUCGGGUGAGGUCUCCAGGUUCCCAUGGCCUGGCCUCCUCGGCUCUGCCCAAAUCACCUGAAUUGUCCUGAGUCAUCUGUGGUGCCCACAGCCCCGGGUGCGAAGGUCACACCUUGGUGUACAGACGGAGUAUAUGUACACAUAUAUUUUCUUCUUUUCAAUACUUGAAAUGUCGCCACUGUGCUUGGGCCUAGAAGGAAAGCCCUGACUUGUUUCCAGUGACUGCUCAGCUGCAUGUGGUGUGUUUACAGAGAAGAGCUUCUGAGGCUGUUGUAUUUAUUACAGCUGUGUGGUCUUCCGGCACCUUGGCCACACGGCCUGUGUGUGCUCGUGAGUCCUGUCCCCCACGCAGUGGCGCUCUGUCCUGGUCUCCCUUGAACACGGAUCUUGUGUGGUUUUUCCCCUUUUUGGUUUAAAUUGUGUCAUACCCGUUUAUGGAAAUAAACCUUUGCAAUUGUUGA